AUGGCUUCCAUACGAGAGUUGGCACAGAAAAUCAGCGUACUAGCUGGCCAAGUGGAGACAUUUGGAAAUUCAGCACUCUCCAACGCAGCCAACAGUCAAACACAAUUGCAGGAGCUGGAUCUUAUUAACAGCAUCGAGGAGAUGGGAAGAGAGAUCCUUGGCCCGAGAUAUACACUCAUGGAAAUAUUACACAGUCCUGCAGAUGUAGCACCGUUGCUGAUCGUUCACGAGCUCAAUCUCCCACAGCGCAUCCCUCCAUCAGGGUCGAUAUCGAAAGCUGAGUUGGCGAUGUGGUGCAACAGCGAGAUGGGAACACGCAUAGAGGGAGCCCCUCUCCGUCGUUUCAUAUGCUACAUGGUCAUGACUGGUCUCUUCAAAGAGCCGUAA
This is a messenger RNA of Paraphaeosphaeria sporulosa, 387 nucleotides long. RefSeq lists its product as uncharacterized. NCBI's taxonomy places the organism in Eukaryota, Fungi, Ascomycota, Dothideomycetes, Pleosporales, Didymosphaeriaceae. The transcript has 2 exons. Bases 1 to 387 code for a protein of 128 amino acids. The record is from RefSeq and is a predicted model, not a curated record.